Messenger RNA from Salvia miltiorrhiza (redroot sage), 634 nucleotides. Its product is annotated as non-specific lipid-transfer protein 2-like. The record is from RefSeq and is a predicted model, not a curated record. The transcript has 2 exons. Gene Ontology annotation, biological process: lipid transport. NCBI's taxonomy places the organism in Eukaryota, Viridiplantae, Streptophyta, Magnoliopsida, Lamiales, Lamiaceae. The coding region runs from base 88 to 435 and encodes 115 amino acids. Gene Ontology annotation, molecular function: lipid binding. Gene Ontology annotation, cellular component: membrane.
CCCCUCUAUAAAAACACUGCACCUUCAUGCACAAACACAUCACACCCUCAAUCUCAAACUAGCAUUAUAUUCCAACCACUAAUUCCGAUGAAGUUGAUCGGCGCAGUGCUGAUGGCCGCUGCAUUGAUCGCGGCUGUUGCUCCGGCGAGUGAGGCCGCGAUAAAAUGUGGCACGGUGUUUUCGUACCUUAACCCAUGCAUCCCCUACGUGACCGAAAAGGGCCCGCUUGGGAAGUGCUGCGGCGGCGUCAAGGGUCUCUACGGCGUCGUGAAGACGAUCCCGGACAAGCAGAGCGUCUGCAACUGCCUGAAAUCCCUCGCCGGUUCAACUUCCGGCGUCAACUACAGCAAGGCCGCCGGCCUCCCCGGACAAUGUGGUGUCAACAUUCCCUACAAGAUCAGCCCUUCCACCGACUGCUCCAAGGUGGUGAAUUGAAGUGAUGCAGAUUUUGAGUCGUAUUCGGACAACCUAUAUAGAAUUACUAUGAAUAAAAUAAGGCGUACUUAGUUCUAUUGGAUAUAAUGAGCCAAUAUUUAGUGUUUUAUUAUGAAUGAAGCGAUUUCUAUGUAUAUGUGUCUUUAGCUAUGCAAUUUUCGACGUACUAAUUAAGCUUGCCAUUUUAAAUUGUGAUCAA